AUGGCUUCUCAAGUUCUUCUUCAGCAGGCCCUGUUUGCCCCUAAGCUCACUUUUCCUCCUCCUCCUUCUUCUUCUUCUUCCCAUCGUAACGUUGCGUUAAUAUCUAGGGUUCCUUCGACUCCAAUUUCAUGGCGUUGCACUCCUCUUAUUGUUAAGCCUAGUUUCGUUGUCAGAGCCGAUUCCAACCUCGAAGGCGGUGGUGAAACCACCGAAGAUGUUCCUUCCGAUAAUGUUGAUGAAGUUUCGGAAGGUGAAGCGGAACAGGUUUCGGAUUCCGAAGCUCCGAAAUCGCCCCGAAAACCCAGAGUCAAGCUUGGAGACGUUAUGGGGAUAUUGAAUCAGAGGGCAAUUGAGGCAUCGGAGAAGGAAAGACCAACACCAGACAUUAGGACUGGGGAUAUUGUGGAAAUCAGAUUGGAGGUUCCGGAGAACAAGCGUAGGUUGUCCAUUUAUAAAGGGAUUGUCAUCUCAAGACAAAAUGCUGGUAUUCACACCACCAUUCGAAUCCGAAGAAUCAUUGCCGGCACUGGUGUUGAGAUAGUCUUCCCAAUUUACUCGCCAAACAUCAAAGAAAUCAAAGUGGUAAGCCACCGCAAGGUUAGGAGGGCAAGAUUGUACUACCUGAGAGACAAGCUUCCGAGAUUCUCCACUUUCAAAUGA
This is a messenger RNA of Sphenostylis stenocarpa, 660 nucleotides long. Lineage: Eukaryota; Viridiplantae; Streptophyta; Magnoliopsida; Fabales; Fabaceae. The record is from the annotation of a GenBank genome assembly.